AAUGUCGCGGGAUUCACUAGAGCAGCAGGUGCGAAAGUACGGCGAAAGAGGGCAGAGAGAUGAACUGGAGUUGCUUAUUAAAAGUACUUCAGUAAAACAGUUAACAGACACUCUGAAUGCCACGAUAUCCCGAAGUGAAGGUAUCAAUUUCUGGAACUACUUUCUGCUGGCCUGUGACACUGAGAGCGAGGAGUCCAAGAAGAAACGGUUCGCACUCGUCCAAUGUUUUAUGGAUGGACUGCGUAGUGUAGAGCUGAACUACAAACAAUCCUUCGAUUUGAUCACACGAUUGGCCCAGGACUUGCCCACCUUCUCUGCUGAUGAACUGGCUUGGAUUAUUGAGCACUGUGUGGAUGGCAUGCGACAGGGAGACGCCAAGUGCGUUGGUUGGAAGGAUUUGUUGCCAGAUUCACUGGCUCUGCUUUCGGCAACUCCACGUUUUAUACUAAAUGGGGUGGGAACCGAUGGAACCGAGUAUAGAAACAACACAGUGAAAAGUAUAUGUACCAUGCGUUGGCCGUCUUCAAUCCUGACCCCCAUUGCUGACAUGUUCAAGGCCAUAAAUCUCAGCAACGGAGAAAUUUUGACCGUAUUAAACAAGUUCUCCGGGGCUCUGCAGGAGCUAUCGCCAAUGGAGCUACCAGCUCUGUGCUUCCAGCUCUUUUCGAUGUGCCAAAAUGCCUCACAACUGAUUGUACCGCUGCUGGCAUUGGAGAAGUAUUUUCAACGCAAUUACUAUAAGCGAUUGUUCUCAGACAUGAGCAGCAAUUCUACAGAUUUCGACAGCAUAGAUCCAUUUUCGGACAAAGAGCUGCGGGAGGCCGAAGAGACUAUACUCCAUCAUUUGAAUUACUGUACUAUGUAUAAGCUAACUGAGAAACAUCUGGCUAUAAUGUUGAGGAACUUCUCGCAUUUGCCCGAUGUCAUUCUCACGCCAUUCAUGCUCAGCGCCAUUAUUUCCAUGACAAGUGUGAAUCGUGAUCCAGAAUCUGCGCGCAUUUCUCGAUCCAUUUUGCUGCCAUUCUUGCGAAAUGUUAUAAAGAAUAAUGAAGAAGAGAUAACAUUGGCAGACUAUUCCGUUUGGUAUCGUGAUUCGUUACAGCGCAAACAAGUCGACUUGCAGCAGGUCUUAACGGUGCUCAUAGAUCAGAACAAAGAUGGAAAAGAUGUGAUAACACCAGGACUAGUCCACCUAGUAUUUUUUCUGCUUAAAUCGCACUCGCCCAAAAUGCAUACUCUAGCAAUUACUUUUUUAACAAAGUUCAUUCGCAAACGUUUCAUCUUUGGGCAAGGCAUCAUUAGACUCCUCUCUGAGUGGAUGAUUGUACAUCAAGAUCAAAACCAGUUUUCGGAAUGUUUAACACUAUUAAGUGUAGCUGACACGUACACCGUCUCAGAAUGCACUAAAACCAUCCAAACAGUUAUGGAGCAUAUGCUAUGGCUGCCUGGAGAACAAGCCAUGCGCAUGAUGAACUUUCUUUUGCCCCUGCUGAAGAUUUCGAAUCGAGUUCGGGAUGCCCUGAUUGAUGUGCUGUGCAAAGCAAUGGGUUCUAGCGGCAUGCAAAAACGUCGGAUGGCCAUUUACGGAUUUUGCAUGAUCCUUAAACAGCUUAACAACAGUAACGCACUGCGUCAGACCUCCAGUGCAACCAGUUUCUGUACUCAGCAGAGCAUUUCCGGGUACUCAAUGAUGACACAAAAUAGCCUAGGAAGUCGAAGCAAUCCGCAGCGCAAUUUCGACAUGCUUACUCUGGAAAUUAUAGGAAUGCUGCGAAAUUGUUUGCAGCAGCAGUUUGACAUACGAUGUACGCUUUAUGAAAAUCUGCAACGGGCCGUGGAGCUAAAUGCAAAGCUUGUGCCUCACGUCUUGCAAGUGAUUGAUUGGCAUUUUCGAAGCUUUUUUGACACUCCCUCUGCAGAGGAGGCUGCCGACGAUUUAGACACAGUAUUUCGUAUACGGUACGAUCAGCUGGUCACUGCCAGCGAUCAACAACAUAUGGAAAUUCAGCUUAAAGAUAACCUGGGAAAGUUGGUUCAAUUCGUGGCUAACUGCUUGGUUACCUUUGAGCGUGCUCCUUCCGGCUAUGACACACGUGAGAUAAGUCGUCUCCUGGCCUUAUGCGUGCAACGAAUGGUGGCCAACAGAUUGCCAAUAGACGACGUUUCCCCUCCAGCCACCCACCUGAAAUGCGCUCUAGUUCUGCAACAACUCAAUCUUAUUGAAGGAAUCGUUUCCCACUUAUUGCUCAGCUCCAAGCCAAGCAACGAUGCCAUAUGUCAAGUUCUGCCCCUAUUUAAGCAGCAUUGCAAGUUAUUAGACGAUCUUAAGACUUUGGCUGGCUCCUCCAAGAAGCUACAGAAACAAUCAAAGAAAACUGUCAGCAAUGAUACCACAACUUCCAUUUUCAAUCUUACUGUAAAUGGAAUCCCAAUGAAGAGCAUGUGCACACAACCUGAGAAUAUAUGGGACUUGUCUAUAUUGGAUAAGCUUCUUCAUCUACUCCUCGAUGACGUCGUUCCAUUUGCCGCGUCUGAGAAAACCAUUCAGUUGCGGUCCAACGAGUCCCUGGUUCGUUAUGUUGUGCAGAUUACCGCCGAAAAAGUGAAAAACAUUCGGCUUGAACCUGAUUACAAGCAACUAGCUUACAGCAAACGUACCUUUAAGCAGUUAACAGACAUCACCAAGAUUAUUUACGAGCGCUGCAUUCGACGGUUGCCUGAGCUGUGGCGAGACUUUGACAUGCAGACAUCCUCUCUGGCGGCUCAAUGUUUUGUUGAGUGCCUACGAACAGCCCACGAAACCUAUAGCAAGAAGUUCAAAGAAUAUGUCAAGGGAUUUGAUAUGGCAUCCCUGAACAGAAGCAAAGCAGUGACGUACGUUGUCCAGGAUGUGUUAGACGAGUUUAUGAAAGAGUAUGCCAGUGAUGACUCACUUAACAAAGAUACCUUUAUCGCGAAAUUGCCGGUAUAUCUUCUGGAGUCAUUGGAAAUUCUGUUCGACCAUAUAGAUUAUGGAGAGCGUGCGGCAACUGAGUCCUAUACUUGGCUCCUCAAUUUUUGUCGUACUCACGAGUUGGUUAAUCCCGAAAUGGGCUUAGUGCAUAACCUUCUAUUUAUACAGCGUCAGAAAACGCACUCGGGUCCCUUUUUUGAAAGCAUUGCCAGACAAUUGGGGCAUGUGCUUGGCGCUCUUAAUGAUAAUAUAUCAAUAGAUCUCCCAGAUCCAGGUCUAAAGUCGAUAAGCACAAUCACCGCUGAGAGCUGCUUGCAACAUCUCUAUGUUGCCGUCCAGAAGCAGCUCCUAAAUGUAGAAUAUUUCGUCGUAAAGGCCAACAAUUUAAGCUACAAAUGUCAACUAGUGCCGGAAUCAGAUCAAAGUUAUUGGCGGGGAAAUCUAGAUGUCAUGGAGCGUUCUAUUUGCACUCAAAUAAUUCAUAUUACGCGCACGCUACUGGCUCUAACCAAUGUCUGCAUUCCUCUGGGAUCGUCUAUGGAUGGACUAAUGAAAUUGUUGAUACAGCACUAUAUAUGCCUGAAGAACCUGACAAGGCACUAUUUGUCCUGCUGCACAUCAGACACCAGCAACGCUAACAUGCGAAGCACUAAAUUCGAACUGCUACUACGGGAAGUAGGAAAGCAACUGCCGGCCAAUGUCUAUGAACUUAUUACUUACAUAGAAGCUAAUACUCUCGAUGAGGACAAUCAGCAUCUCAAGACACGCAACGUACAAGCACAGCGCGCAAAAGUUCUGAGAGAGACUCGCCUUAUUCCCAAAGUAAUAAUGGUUAUUGAGGACUUCAACAAGCACAUAAUUCUAUUGUCUAAGAAGACCAAAACCUUUAAUAGACUAACAGAUUAUCUGCAUCUUGGAACCAUGCGGGACUUUGAUAUCAAAUCAACUGAUCUCAAAGCGGCAAUAGAACGUAGUUUAACGGACACCCAUGAGGUCGCUGAAGAUGACUGCACUACAGAGGAUAUGGAGGACAUUGAUCACUCUAAUGAUCCAAGCAAUGAUGAGGAAGAAGAGGCAGAGACGGAAAUAAUACAAGCCCCUAAUAAGAGACAACGACAGAGACGAGCUCCUAUCAGUGAUACGGAGGAGUCGCAACCAAAGCGUAGACGGGGUCAAAAAGCUAAAAUAGUACAGAGUGCCAAACCACAAAGCGAUGAUGAGCAGGAAAGCAAUGAAGAGCAACUUGAAACCAUUCAGACAACGAAGCUGCGUAACAGAACUAAAAAGCGCCAAACGAAAAAGUCCACUCGUCUUUCGAAUGAGGAGGAGUCAGCUGAGGAAAGAGGUCCGACCGAGCAGCGCACAAAAGACAUGCGUAAAUCACAGGAACGCGAUACGGGGGUAAAGCCGCGUAGGCUCGGUUUGUUACGUUCUGGAAAGAAAUAAAUGCGAUUUCUGACUGAA
Molecule: messenger RNA, 4417 nt
Organism: Drosophila persimilis
Lineage: Eukaryota; Metazoa; Arthropoda; Insecta; Diptera; Drosophilidae
Gene: FANCI
Product: Fanconi anemia group I protein homolog
Exons: 13
Coding region: 2-4399 (1465 amino acids)
Biological process (GO): DNA repair
Molecular function (GO): DNA polymerase binding
Source: RefSeq, a predicted model, not a curated record